Messenger RNA from Morus notabilis, 3481 nucleotides. RefSeq names its product AP-4 complex subunit epsilon. The transcript is spliced from 10 exons. Gene Ontology annotation, cellular component: membrane coat; AP-4 adaptor complex. NCBI's taxonomy places the organism in Eukaryota, Viridiplantae, Streptophyta, Magnoliopsida, Rosales, Moraceae. Gene Ontology annotation, biological process: receptor-mediated endocytosis; intracellular protein transport. Gene Ontology annotation, molecular function: cargo adaptor activity. The record is from RefSeq and is a predicted model, not a curated record. Bases 209 to 3127 code for a protein of 972 amino acids.
UGUCUCUUCUUCUCUUUUUAACUGUAUGCUUCUCCGACACCCGGUAAUCCUCAUUGUACGCCGUGUGCCUUCCUAUCACAACAAUUCUGAAUCCUCUUUCCUCUCAUCAAUUCAGAAUCUCAAUUCCAAUUCCUUAAAACCCUAGAAAGAAAGAAAAAGAAACACUCGAAUUGAAUUAAAUUGAAUUGAAUUCCAACAACAAACAACAAUGGAGCAACUGAAGACGAUUGGUCGAGAACUGGCGAUGGGAUCUCAGGGAGGUUUCGGCCAAUCGAAGGAGUUUCUGGAACUCGUGAAGUCGAUCGGAGAAGCCCGAUCGAAGGCCGAGGAAGACCGAAUCGUCCUCCGAGAGAUCGAAACCCUCAAACGCCGUCUCUCCGAUCCCGACAUCCCCAAACGUAAGAUGAAGGAGUAUCUCAUUCGCCUCGUCUAUGUCGAAAUGCUCGGCCAUGACGCCUCCUUCGCUUACAUCCACGCCGUUAAGAUGACUCACGACGAUUCUCUUCUCCUCAAACGCACCGGCUAUCUCGCCGUCACUCUCUUCCUCUCUGACGAUCACGAUCUCAUCAUCCUCAUUGUUAACACUAUUCAGAAGGAUCUCCGCUCCGACAACUUCCUCGUCGUCUCCGCCGCUCUCUCCGCCGUCUGCAAGCUCAUCAAUGAUGAGACCAUUCCCGCCGUUUUGCCUCAGGUCGUUGAGCUUCUUUCUCAUCCCAAGGAGGUUGUUAGGAAGAAGGCCAUCAUGGCGUUGCACCGCUUCCACCAGAAGUCGCCUUCCUCCGUUGCGCAUCUGGUGUCGAAUUUUCGGAAGCGGCUAUGUGAUAAUGAUCCAGGAGUGAUGGGGGCGACUCUCUGUCCUCUGUUUGAUCUCAUCGCUGCUGAUCCUAAUUCCUUCAAGGAUUUGGUCGUCAGCUUUGUCAGCAUUCUCAAGCAGGUCGCCGAGCGCAGGUUGCCCAAGGCUUACGACUACCAUUCGAUGCCUGCUCCAUUCAUUCAGAUCAAAUUGCUCAAGAUUCUGGCUUUGUUAGGAAGUGGGGAUAAGCAAGCCAGUGAGAAGAUGUACACCGUUGUCGGAGACAUAUUUAGGAAGUGUGAUUCCACUAGCAACAUUGGAAACGCGGUGCUUUACGAGUGUUUAUGCUGUGUUUCAUCCAUAUAUCUGAAUCCCAAGUUGUUAGAAGGUGCCACCGAAGUCAUUUCCAGAUUUUUGAAGAGCGAUAGUCAUAAUCUCAAAUACAUGGGCAUUGACGGCCUUGGUCGACUGAUAAAGUUGAGUCCUGAGAUCGCGGAACAACACCAACUGGCUGUGAUUGAUUGCUUAGAGGACCCAGAUGAUUCUCUAAAGCGAAAAACAUUUGAACUACUCUACAAAAUGACCAAGUCCUCCAAUGUUGAAGUGAUUGUUGAUCGCAUGAUUGAUUAUAUGAUAAGCAUUAAUGAUAAUCAUUACAAGACCUAUAUAGCAUCUCGUUGCGUGGAGCUUGCUGAACAAUUUGCACCUAGUAAUAAUUGGUUUAUCCAGACCAUGAAUAAAGUCUUUGAGCAUGCUGGAGAUCUUGUAAAUGUAAAGGUGGCACAUAACUUGAUGAGGUUAAUCGCAGAGGGGUUUGGAGAGGAUGAUGAAACUGCAGAUACUCAGCUGAGAUCUUCUGCUGUACAAUCGUAUUUGCGUAUUCUUGGAGAGCCCAAACUGCCAUCUGUAUUUCUUCAGGUCAUUUGUUGGGUACUGGGGGAAUAUGGAACUGCUGAUGGGAAGUAUUCUGCUUCCUAUAUCACUGGGAAGCUAUGUGACGUUGCAGAGGCAUAUUCCAAUGACGAAACUGUUCGGGCUUAUGCUAUUACAGCAAUCAUGAAAAUAUAUGCAUUUGAAAUAGCAGCUGGGAGAAAAGUGGAUAUGCUACCUGAGUGUCAAUCUUUGGUUGAAGAACUAUCAGCUUCCCACUCAACAGAUUUGCAGCAACGUGCAUAUGAACUGCAAGUUGUGAUUGACUUAGAUGCUCAUGCUGUUGCAGUUAUCAUGCCACCAGACGCAAGUUGUGAAGACAUUGAGAUUGAUAAAGACCUUUCAUUCCUCAACAAUUAUGUCGAGCAGUCAAUAGAAAAAGGUGCUCAGCCCUACAUUCCUGAGAGCGAGCGCUCUGGAGCGCUAAAUGUCAUUACCUUGAGAAGCCAAGACCAACAUGAAGCUUCAAGCCAUGGUCUCAGAUUUGAGGCGUAUGAGCUUCCAAAACCACCAGUUCCAUCAAGAGUUGCUCCUCUUACCUCUUCAACAGAACUUGUUCCAGUGCCUGAACCAUCGUAUCCUAGGGAGACCUACCAGGCAGCAACAAUAUCGUCUGUUUUAGAUGCAGGGCCAUCAGAACUUAAGCUACGGCUUGAUGGGGUUCAAAAGAAAUGGGGUAGGCCAACAUACUCUUCUUCUCCAUCAUCUACUUCUACUUCUUCCUCUCAGAAGACAAACGGGGUCGCACAAGAUGUUGCUAGCACUGUGGCUUCUUCAAAAAGCCGUGAAACUUAUGAUUCGAGAAAGCCUCAAGUUGAAAUUUCCAAAGAAAAGCAGAAGCUUGCCGCUUCAUUAUUUGGAGGCUCAUCAAAAACUGAAAGAAAGACAUCUACUGCAAACCAGAAGGUGGCUAGAAGCAGUAGCAGCCAUGUUGCCGAGAAGCCUCAGGUGCAAAAAGUGGCGACUGUAGUCACCGAUAUUGCUGCGGACCGGACAAAUCAUCAAGCACCUCCCGAUUUGCUCGACUUGAGCGAAGCAGCUGCUGUAAGUGCCCCUCCAUCCAUUGAUCCGUUCAAGCAGUUGGAAUCGCUUCUUGAUCCUGCCCCAGUUACAUCAGUUGUGAAUAAUGGUUCAGAUGGUGCCUCAAAAACACCAGAUCUAAUGGGAUUGUAUGGAGAUUCAGCUUUAAGUGGGCAAAGUAGUAGUCUGGGAUUCAAUGUAAAUGUCACUUCUGAAUCCUCAAAUGCUACCGGGACCGAUCUAGGCAGGGGUACUGCAUAUCCCGCACAAUUCAGCAAGGGUCCUAGCACAAAAGAUUCCUUGGAAAAGGAUGCCAUUGUAAGGCAGAUGGGGGUUAACCCAUCAAGUCAGAAUCCGAAUUUGUUCAGAGAUUUGCUUGGUUAAAAAAAAAAAGAAAGGUAAAAUGGCAUAGAAAAUUCUAUAAAUAUGCAGCUUGCAGGAUUCGGUUAUUUGAUUUUGCGAUUUCUUUCUGAGCCGGAUUGCUCUUCGAGAAGGAAAAAACGUGUAACUAUAUGUUUUACGCGACAGAAGCAGAGACAACCCACAUUGGCGUGACUAAAUUUCCCAUAAACAGUGGAAUCAGGUACAGGUUUGUAUUUUGAUCCAAGCAUACUGCUUUUGUAGAAAAUUGGGCAUGGUUGAGUUGCAUAAUGGGGGUGGUUGGGGUCUUGUAAAAUUAGCGCUGUAUUAAUAAGACAUUUUCGUCCCAUUUUUAUCUCAAUUUCUUUUAUUGGUGUC